This is a messenger RNA of Carassius gibelio (silver crucian carp), 1358 nucleotides long. Its product is annotated as 2-aminoethanethiol dioxygenase-like. Bases 256 to 1017 code for a protein of 253 amino acids. Gene Ontology annotation, cellular component: mitochondrion. The record is from RefSeq and is a predicted model, not a curated record. Lineage: Eukaryota; Metazoa; Chordata; Actinopteri; Cypriniformes; Cyprinidae. The transcript has a single exon. Gene Ontology annotation, molecular function: oxidoreductase activity, acting on single donors with incorporation of molecular oxygen, incorporation of two atoms of oxygen.
GCGCAGUAGGCGUGGACGUGUGUGUCCGAUAGCCAUGAAUGGGGUGGUGGAGACGCGGGCUCGUGAAUUUUACCCAGAUGCUAAAAUUAAUGUUUGCACCUAAAUGGAGUUACUUUUAUCAUAACUUUCAACACAAAUACCCUCGACCGCUUUAGAUUCUUCACGCGAGACAAUCUCGUCCGGCAUAAAAGCGCUUUUGUGCUCAUCGCGUGGCUCGAAGCAAAUCACGGCUCCGUUUGUUUUCUCCCAUUAAACAUGCCGAGGAACAACAAGACCUCGCUGAUCCAGAAGAUAGCGAGCCAGGCUUAUGUGACCUUCCCAAACUGCUCUACAUCUGCCAUCGGGGAUAAUAAGACGUUUUUAGAGCGGCAGGCAGAGUUGGUCACCCUGCUGUCCGACAUCAGGGCUGCGGAUCUGAAGAUUGCGCCACCGAAGAAAGUCUCCAGAUCCUCUUCUCAGUCCUCAGCGGUCCCUCCAGUCACAUACAUGCACAUCUGUGAGACUGAUGUCUUCAGUAUGGGAGUGUUUCUGUUGAAAUCUGGGGCUUCCAUCCCUCUGCAUGACCAUCCCGGGAUGAAUGGCAUGCUGAAGGUCCUGUAUGGCAAGGUCAAUAUAAGGUGUUAUGACAAGUUGGAUAAAGCUGUUGGUGGCCAGAGUGACACUGAGAGGCAGUUUGAUCCACCGCUGUUGCCUUUCCAGGGAGAUGAUGUGAGGAGAGCCGUGCUCAGGUCCUCUGGACAGUUUUCUCAUCAGAGUGGCCCUUGCAUCUUGUCCCCUCUCAAAGACAACCUUCAUGAGAUUGAUGCAGUGGACGGGCCAGCUGCUUUUCUUGAUAUACUGGCACCACCGUAUGACCCUGACAACGGGAGAGAUUGUCACUACUACAAACUUUUACAAACUGCUGGCAAAAAAUCAGAGCAGAGCAGUGAAGACGAGACCUGGCUUUUAGAGAUCCCCCAGCCGGAAGAUUUCUGGUGUGGGGGCGAGCCAUACCCCGGUCCUAAAGUUUCAGUGUAGAGAGAUGAACACUGGAAUGGCCUGUGAUACAUCCUUAUUCUAACUCAGAUGGGUUUUUUUUUUGGGGGGGGGGGGGGGGGGCUUCAAAUGUCACUACAUGAUUUUUAAAUGUGUAUUGCAAACCUGUGUACAUCAAUCUGUGGCCUUGCUUGUGAAUAAUGAAUGUAUGCUUGAAAGGCAUUUACUCUGUAUAAGUGCACACUAUAUAUCUAUAUUAAAUACAUGUAUUUAAUUUAUAAAAAAAGAAAAAAGAGAGAAAAACAUACAAACACUAAUUCUUAUGCACUGUUUAUAUUUUUACCUUUAAAGUACAAUUAAAAUGUUCACGAAUCAUUUUUCAA